AUGGCCCACAACCUCUACUACUGGUCCUUGGGCGUAGUGCAGUGGACGCUGCUGGAAGCCCUGAUGAUGCGCUUGUGGGCCACUGGGAAGGUGCCUUACGUCACGGCCGCUGAGAUCAUCUCCGAUCCUGUGCUGCUGUGCUGGAAUGUAGUCUGGGUCUUCGCGAUGCCAGUCUGGAAGGAUCUGCACUUCUACAUCGCCCACCGCUUCAUCCAUAUCCGGGGCGUUUAUAAGUAUGUGCACAGCCUUCACCACCGGAACUCGGACCCCGAGCCCUUCUCCGGGCUCACCAUGCAUCCCGUUGAGCAUCUGUAUUACUACUCCAAUGUCUUCUUCCCGGCUCUCUACCUCAGUGGGCUGAGCCCCUUCUUGUUCUACUGGUGCUUUUUCCAGGUUACUAUUGCACCUGCUUGCAGUCACAGCGGCUGGGAGGACCAUUUCCAGUCCAAUCAGUACCACUACUGUCAUCAUGCCAAGUUCGAGUGCAAUUAUGGCUCCCCGAUGAGUGGUUUCAUCGACCAGUGGUGUGGUACCUUUCGCGAGAAGCUGGGCGAUUCCAAAGAGUACAAGGGAGAGUUCAAGAAGGAAAUCAACGGCAAAAGCAGCAAGACAUGGGCUCCAGAAUCGUACUUGGGCAUGCCCAAAGAUAUGUACCACUGCAUCUACACCCUCUUCUCUGCCUCUCUGGUGCCUUUGGUUGCUUUGGCCACCAAGCACUCUGACCAAAAGCUCUUGGGCUUCUCCAUAGCACAGCUGGCGGCCUUCAUUGUGGCCUUUGGACCGGUACUGCUGGCGGUGGCUCUCUGCAGUCUUUCUGGGGACAAGUUGAGCUGGCGCUGGCCCUUCCAUAAAGAGCGAAUCUUGGGGCAGUUCGGGGUCUUCCUGACCCUGGGCUACUUCGCCUGCCUGCUUCCCGUCUACCAUGCGGUUUCCUGGAACAACACCAACAAGCAGAUGAUGUCAGGCGCAGUGGACGAUAGCAUUUACGGCAAUGUGCCUGAAGGGAAGCAGAACCUCAGCCCGAAGACCAGUCCGAUGUGCAGCCCCAGGGAGGCGCAAAGCCCGCACGACGUGGGCGCCAUGUUUUUGUCCAAGAUGAAUCCUCUGCGGCGACAGCUGGGCGACCGCGCCCUGCAGGAGGAUCCCUUGGUCCGGGACGACCUGCGCCCGGCUCUCUGGAGCGAGGGCCGCGCCAUGUCGCAGUGCCUGGCGCUGUACCGCCGCGCCGUAGGGAGCCGGCGAUCGGAGCACGACCCGCAGACCAUGAAGGUGGCCCGGAAACUGGCGCAUCUCUACAACGAGGAAGCCCGGCAGGCGUUGCUGGAGACUUCCCAGGCGAAGGCCGAGGAGCUGCUGAAGGAGGCCCAGCACUGGAUGGCCCCUCGGGUGAAAGUGGGCCAGCCAGGGAGACGGGGGAAACCUCCCUCAAAUUCCUAG
Effrenium voratum is the source of this 1437-nucleotide messenger RNA. The record is from the annotation of a GenBank genome assembly. Lineage: Eukaryota; Dinophyceae; Suessiales; Symbiodiniaceae.